Molecule: messenger RNA, 2444 nt
Organism: Oncorhynchus tshawytscha (Chinook salmon)
Lineage: Eukaryota; Metazoa; Chordata; Actinopteri; Salmoniformes; Salmonidae
Product: septin-8-A
Exons: 10
Coding region: 261-1523 (420 amino acids)
Biological process (GO): cytoskeleton-dependent cytokinesis
Cellular component (GO): microtubule cytoskeleton; septin complex; cell division site
Molecular function (GO): GTPase activity; GTP binding; molecular adaptor activity
Source: RefSeq, a predicted model, not a curated record
GCGCGUAAACGUCAAUGAUACAGUAUUGCAAAUUGUCAAAGGUGAUUUAAUUACAACCGUCAGAACGGUCCAUAUUUUCAGCGCGCAGUCCUGUCCUUCUGGAUUGUGUAGCUCCGAAGGCAAAUGGGAGUUUCCAGGAAGUAGCCAUAUUGGAAGCGCAAUCAAGCUUGUUCCACUGUGUCAGCUAGUUUACAGAGAGAGUGAGACGAGGGCAGUUUCCUUUCGCCCAGAUCGGCAUUAAAACGCAUACAUUUCGCACCAUGGCUGCUACGGACGUAGACAUAUUUUCUAAUGAAGAAAAGCGUAAUCUCAGUUUGGGUGGCCAUGUUGGUUUUGACAGCCUUCCCGAUCAGUUGGUCAGUAAAUCGGUGACACAGGGUUUCUGCUUCAAUAUCCUCUGUGUAGGGGAAACGGGUAUUGGCAAGUCGACGUUAAUGAAUACACUUUUUAACACAAUGUUUGAGAACGAGGAGGCCAGCCACUACCAGAAUGGCGUGUGUAUGCGGCCCAGAACAUAUGACCUCCAGGAGAGCAACGUCCACCUCAAGCUGACUAUUGUGGACACUGUGGGGUUCGGGGACCAGAUCAACAAAGAGGAGAGUUAUAAACCGAUAGUGGACUAUAUCGACACACAGUUUGAAAAGUACCUGCAGGAAGAGCUGAAAAUCAAGCGCUCCCUCUUCAACUACCACGACGGGAGGGUCCACAUCUGUCUGUACUUCAUUGCUCCCACGGGGCAUUCACUGAAGUCUUUGGAUUUAGUUACCAUGAAGAAACUGGACAGCAAGGUGAAUAUAAUCCCCAUCAUCGCUAAAGCCGAUACAAUCUCCAAGAGCGAGCUCCAUAAAUUCAAGAUUAAAAUCAUGAGUGAGCUGGUGAGCAACGGAGUGCAGAUCUAUCAGUUCCCCACAGAUGACCACGCAGUCACAGAGAUCAACUCCUCCAUGAAUGCUCACCUUCCCUUCGCUGUGGUGGGGAGCGUCGAGGAGGUUAAAGUGGGAAACAAAACGGUGAGGGCCAGGCAGUACCCCUGGGGAGUAGUACAAGUGGAGAACGAGAGCCACUGUGACUUUGUGAAGCUGCGUGAGAUGCUGAUCAGGGUGAACAUGGAGGAUCUGAGAGAGCAGACUCAUGCCCGCCACUACGAGCUCUACCGCCGCUGCAAACUGGAGGAGAUGGGAUUCACAGAUACAGACCCCGACUGUCAGCCGUUCAGUCUCCAGGAGACCUAUGAGGCCAAGAGGAAAGAGUUCAUGGGAGACCUGCAGAAGAAAGAGGAGGAGAUGCGACAGAUGUUUGUCAACAAAGUGAAGGAGACUGAGGCAGAGCUGAAAGAGAAGGAGAGAGAGUUACACAACAAGUUUGAGCAGCUGAAGCACAUGCACCAGGAGGAGAAGAGGAAGGUGGAGGAGAAGAGGCGAGACCUGGAGGAGGAAAUGAACGCCUUCAACCGCAGGAAAGUGGCAGCUGAGACAUUGUCCUUAGCCCAGCCACUCAAGAAGGACAAGGACAAAAAAAAGUAAUUAAUAUACGGGCCCAAGCCAACCAUGGAUUUGUCUUCCAUCAUCAUAGCGACGUCAACGUUUUAAAUGUUUUUAUACAUUCCUUCAUGACAAUGUACACAUGGACCAAAGAUGCUGAUGGGACAGGAUAUGAAGAGAUUGAGCGAGAGAGCUGACUCGCUGAAAGUGGCCAUUCCCUUCUAGGAUCAUUCAUAUUAUGAUUUGUCUUUUUUUUUUUUUUAAUACAUUUUGUUCAGUUUUUCUUUUUCUUGUUUGUGACUUACUGAUCUGUUUUGCUCACCAUCACUGGUUUUGUGACUGAAGGCACAACAAAUCAUGGACUUUCAACAUGCAAUGCUUUUUGGUACUGACAUGUAUUACCUUGUUCUCCCAUGUUGUCAGUUAAUGUAAUGUUAAUGGCUAAGCAUUUACUGGUAGACACUACCAGGUGGACUCAACUCACCACCAGCCAUACACCAGUGUUCUGCUAUCUGACGUGAGACAGUGGCCAUACACCAGUGUUCUGCUAUCUGACGUUAGACAGUGGCCAUACACCAGUGUUCUGCUAUCUGACGUUAGACAGUGGCCAUACACCAGUGUUCUGCUAGCUGACGUUAGACAGUGGCCAUACACCAGUGUUCUGCUAUCUGACGUGAGACAGUGGCCAUACACCAGUGUUCUGCUAUCUGACGUUAGACAGUGGCCAUACACCAGUGUUCCGCUAUCUACGUUAGACAGUGGCCAUACACCAGUGUUCCGCUAUCUGACGUUAGACAGUGGCCAUACACCAGUGUUCUGCUAUCUGACGUUAGACAGUGGCCAUACACCAGUGUUCCGCUAUCUGACGUUAGACAGUGGCCAUACACCAGUGUUCUGCUAUCUGACGUUAGACAGUGGCCAUACACCAGUGUUCUGCUAUCUGACGUUAGACAGUGGCCAUAC